Molecule: messenger RNA, 966 nt
Organism: Fonsecaea monophora
Lineage: Eukaryota; Fungi; Ascomycota; Eurotiomycetes; Chaetothyriales; Herpotrichiellaceae
Exons: 2
Coding region: 1-966 (321 amino acids)
Source: RefSeq, a predicted model, not a curated record
AUGUCUUCAUCCACACUUCAUGUCACCCCCAGCGUCGCGCGCAUUGAGUUCGGGCAUCUAUUGAACCGUGCCGCCAUCAAAUGCGUCGAGGUCCUCACCGAAGAUUUGGCGGCUCUCGGCGAGCUUGUUCGCGAAGUUCAAAAUGAAUCAGUGGCAUUUGCUCACACAUCCUCUCAGGUCAUUGUUGCUCUUGCAACACUUCAAUCCUCUGUCCAAGACCUCUCGCGCGCAUACAUCCAACAUGCCAACACCGUCCUCACACCUGGCAAACAUGGCCUUAACCCUAUUGACGCCAACCUAACCAGUAUCCUUACCGAGUCUGGUCUCUUGAGCGCUAGACCCGCCGAUGCUGCCCCAGCUGCUGCACCAGAACCAGAUGUCGAUGGGAAGAAGAAGCGCAAGAGGACACCGCAUGAUCCUAACGCACCGAAGCGUGCCCUCACGCCGUAUUUUCUCUACAUGCAAAGUGCUCGUGCCACUAUUGCCAAGGAAUUGGGCGACUCAGCGAAGCCGAAAGAGGUUGCCGACGAGGGAACUCGCAGAUGGACCGAGAUGAGCCCUGCUGAGAAGAGUAUUUGGGACGACAAGUACCAGAAGAACCUGGCCGCGUACCGCGUCAAGAUGGCAGCUUACAAAGCCGGUCAGCCAGUUCCUGACGACGAGACUGCAGCGCGCCUGGUGGAAAUGGGUAAAGCUCCUGAGCAUGUUGCCGGUCUCGAUGCUGAGGCAGAGACGGAAGAAGAGCCCGUCGAGGAAGAAGAGGAGGAAGAGGCGCCGGCCCCAGAACCCACACCUCCCAAAUCCAAGAGACGCAAGACCAAAGAUGUCGAACCUACUCCCAGCAAAGCAACUCCUAAGGCCGAGGCCAAAUCUCCAGAGAAGGACAGGAAGUCUAAGAAGAGCAGGAGGGAAGCUGCUCCUGUUGCAUCAACCAAGGUCGAGAAGUCCAAAAAGUCUAAGAAAUGA